Alternaria rosae is the source of this 1491-nucleotide messenger RNA. RefSeq lists its product as uncharacterized. Bases 1 to 1491 code for a protein of 496 amino acids. The record is from RefSeq and is a predicted model, not a curated record. Gene Ontology annotation, biological process: regulation of DNA-templated transcription. Gene Ontology annotation, molecular function: DNA-binding transcription factor activity, RNA polymerase II-specific; zinc ion binding. The transcript is spliced from 2 exons. NCBI's taxonomy places the organism in Eukaryota, Fungi, Ascomycota, Dothideomycetes, Pleosporales, Pleosporaceae.
AUGCAAAACACAAAGCCACCAUCAGGCGCACGGAGGGUUAGAGCCUUCUCCCACAAGACUCGUACAGGCUGUAUCACCUGCAAGAAAAGACGGAAGAAAUGCGACGAGACUGAACCCGCAUGCCAAAGAUGCACUGUAGCCGGCUUCGUCUGCGAUGGCUACGCAUCUGCGCCUCUCAAAAAAUGGCAGACCUCGAACGCGCCGGUACUGGCAGCAAAGCCCAACCAAACUGCUUGCUCUUCAAGGGGACCCUUGAUCAUCAAUCUUCCCAGAACGUUGUUGGUACCAGGCCAUCCCCUGGAAGCCUACUACUACACUCACUUCUUCACCAACACAAUCCACGACAUGGAGAUAUCUGAAUCUUUGAAUAAGAGCUUCUGGCAAAAGGCCUUCCAGGGCCCUAGCCAAAACAUCUCGUGUGUACGACAUGCGAUCAUGGCUCUUGGCGCCGUCCAUUGGCAAUUCACAACACGCGGUCACGACAAGCCAUCAAAUCUUGAAGCUUUUACCCUGUCGCACUACAAUGAUGCCAUAUCCGGUCUGAUACACGAAAGGGGCUCCGCUGACGAGUCAGCAGCCGAUCUAGUCACUAUCCUGACAUGUUGCAUUUUGUUUGCCAUACUCGAGAGCGUACGCGGCAACUUCAGUGAAGCGAUUCGGCACAUCAGGUCUGGGACACAACUCAUUGCGAACCACAAACCUAGUACAUACCUACCUAACCAUGAUAUCGAGGAACUGGCAGCCAUGUUCCAUGCCAUUGGCAGCCAAGUCGGGCUCUUCUCCCCGAACCGUAUAUUCGCAGACAUCACGCCAUUCAUGGCCCCGAAAAAGAAGUACAACAAAUCUGCUGGAAAGCUUCGGGAUCUCAUCGAGGCGGAAGAUGUGAUGAACACGUUUGAUGAUGUCGUCACGCACAUCUCGUGGGACUUGGAGCAGGAUCAGGACCAUAACAACUCCGAGUGCGAAAAGCAAUGGGCAAUCUUACGACAACGAUUGAAAGUAUGGGAUAUACAAUUCCGGGCCAUAGUGAAGAACCUAGUAGGCACAGUCGAAUAUGCAGGAAACCUAGAAAGAAUCGUCAAUCUGAAGAUUCAGUACAAACUCUGGGAGUUGCUACUAGCUGAGGAGAGCCCCGUAGUCAACUGCGACAACCAGCCCACUGGCCAACUCGACGCUGUAGAAUGCAGUCUCCUCCUCGACGACCUCGAUAGCCUGUGGAGCAAGUCGAAACAACCACUCUACGGACUCAAAACGGAUCUCAUCACGGCGUUGUUCCAGCUAUACGUUUUCUGCGCUGAUGUGGCAGUGCGGCGGAGGAUUAUUAGUAUGUUGCGGUCGCGGAGGAGGAGAGAGAUUCUUUGGGAUAGUCUGAAGUUGGCUGAUUUUUUGGAGAGGGAUAUGGCUCGGAGGGCAGCUGGAUACCAGACGGAAAUUUGGCCGGAUAUAGGUCCUUCGCCGGAUGAGAGUGCGCUGAUAGUGUUCAGGAAUUAG